Molecule: messenger RNA, 1350 nt
Organism: Phaeoacremonium minimum UCRPA7
Lineage: Eukaryota; Fungi; Ascomycota; Sordariomycetes; Togniniales; Togniniaceae
Product: putative adenosylhomocysteinase protein
Exons: 3
Coding region: 1-1350 (449 amino acids)
Biological process (GO): L-methionine cycle
Cellular component (GO): cytosol
Molecular function (GO): adenosylhomocysteinase activity
Source: RefSeq, a predicted model, not a curated record
AUGUCUGCCCCCGCCAGCAAGUUCAAGGUCGCCGACCUGUCCCUCGCUGCCUUUGGCCGCAAGGAGAUUGAGCUCGCUGAGAAUGAGAUGCCCGGUCUGAUGGCCACUCGUGCCAAGUAUGCCGACGAUCAGCCUCUCAAGGGCGCCCGCAUUGCCGGCUGCUUGCACAUGACCAUCCAGACCGCUGUGCUGAUCGAGACUCUUGUGGCCCUCGGUGCUGAGGUUACCUGGACCAGCUGCAACAUCUUCUCCACCCAAGACCAUGCUGCUGCUGCCAUUGCCGCAGCUGGCGUACCCGUUUUCGCGUGGAAGGGCGAGACCGAGGAGGAGUACAACUGGUGCUUGGAGCAGCAGCUCGUCGCCUUCAAGGAUGGCAAGAAGCUGAAUCUGAUCCUCGACGACGGCGGUGACCUGACCCAGCUCGUCCACGCCAAAUACCCCGAGAUGCUCAAGGACUGCUACGGUCUUUCUGAGGAGACCACCACCGGUGUUCACCACCUGUACCGCAUGCUGAAGGACGGCAAGCUGCUGGUGCCCGCCAUCAAUGUCAAUGACUCCGUCACCAAGUCCAAGUUCGACAACCUGUACGGCUGCCGUGAGUCCCUGAUUGACGGUAUCAAGCGUGCCACCGAUGUCAUGAUUGCUGGCAAGAUCGCUGUCGUUGCUGGUUUCGGUGAUGUUGGCAAGGGCUGCGCCAUGGCCCUGCACGGCAUGGGUGCCCGCGUCCUGGUCACCGAGAUCGACCCAAUUAACGCCCUCCAGGCUGCUAUGGCUGGUUACCAGGUCACCACCAUGGAGAAGGCCGCUCAGGUCGGCCAGAUCUUUGUCACUACCACUGGCUGCCGUGACAUCCUAGUUGGCAAGCACUUCGAGGCUAUGCCCAACGACGCCAUUGUUUGCAACAUUGGCCACUUCGAUGUUGAGAUUGACGUUGCCUGGCUCAAGGCCAACGCCAAGAGCGUUCAGAACAUCAAGCCUCAGGUCGACCGCUUCACCAUGGCCAGCGGCCGCCACAUCAUCCUCCUGGCUGAGGGUCGUCUUGUCAACCUUGGCUGUGCCACCGGCCACUCCUCUUUCGUUAUGUCAUGCUCUUUCACCAACCAGGUUCUGGCCCAGAUCAUGUUGUUCAAGAAUGAGGACGCCGCCUUCUCCAAGAAGUACGUUGAGUUCGCCAAAUCUGGCAAGCUCGAGAAGCAGGUCUACGUCCUCCCCAAGAUCCUCGACGAGGAGGUCGCUAAGCUACACCUUGACCACGUCAAUGCUGAGCUGUCCACUCUCACCAACGUACAGGCUGAGUACCUUGGUCUCCAGCCUGAGGGUCCCUACAAGAGUGACCACUAUCGCUACUAA